Suricata suricatta (meerkat) is the source of this 1827-nucleotide messenger RNA. RefSeq names its product zinc finger protein 746 (gene ZNF746). The transcript is spliced from 8 exons. The record is from RefSeq and is a predicted model, not a curated record. Gene Ontology annotation, biological process: regulation of DNA-templated transcription. Lineage: Eukaryota; Metazoa; Chordata; Mammalia; Carnivora; Herpestidae. Bases 646 to 1827 code for a protein of 393 amino acids.
GUUCUUGCGUUGAGGUAGAAAGGGGCCGUGGGAGUGCAGGGGAAGGAGAGGGAGGGGCUGGCACCCCUCCCCGGCCUGUGCGCCUGUGAUUUGAGCUGGGCUUUCAGGGGAGGCUAGGGUUUCAUCAGGCUGAGUGGACCAUUGGAGCUUUUCAGGACAGGAGGUCGGCUUGCGCACAGAAGAAAGGAGGGGGGGGGGGCGCGUGUUCGUGGACUGCAAAGCAGCCCCUGCACCAGAAGAUGGUUUUGGUAGUGAGGCCGUGGAAGGGAAGGGUUGGAAGGGGUUUUAGUGCCUGGACUUCAUCAUCUGGGUGGCAAGUCCUUGAAGGAUUUGGGGUUCUCUUAGCAUCCGCUCCCCGCAAGCGUAGACUUUCCACCCCCCUGGCAGGAGUGUGAGGACAGCCCCAUAUUAUCCACCCACCGCUUAGUAAGGAGCUGGGCCUGGGCCCAGACAGUCACCACCUCCCACUAAAUGGUGUGGAGCCCUUCUAGGGGCUCCGUGCCCCAUUCAAACGGUAAGAAAACUGUACCUUACUGUUCAUGAAGUAGUUCAUGCGGAUGUCCUUUGCCUGCCACGCAAAGAUUGCGGUAAUGGCGGUCAGGUGCUCUCAGAUGCUGAGUCUUUCAGUAGCUGGGGAGCCAGGUGAUGAAGCGGUGCUCCUGGAGCACACUCGUGGGGGGCUGGGGCCAGACGGCAAGGAUCGAUCCUGAAGGACAAGUGGACAAGAUAUCCCCGUGGACGAUGGCAGCCACAAUUCAGGCCAUGGAGAGGAAGAUCGAAUCCCAGGCCGCCCGCCUGCUUUCCCUCGAGGGGCGGACGGGGAUGGCUGAGAAGAAGCUGGCCGACUGCGAGAAGACGGCCGUGGAGUUCGGGAACCAGCUGGAGGGCAAGUGGGCCGUGCUGGGGACCCUGCUGCAGGAGUACGGGCUGCUGCAGAGGCGGCUGGAGAACAUGGAGAACCUGCUGAGAAACAGAAACUUCUGGAUCCUGCGGCUGCCGCCGGGCAGCAAGGGGGAGGCCCCCAAGGUGCCCGUGACCUUUGAUGACGUGGCCGUGUAUUUCUCUGAGCAGGAGUGGGGCAAGCUGGACGAGUGGCAGAAGGAGCUCUACAAGCACGUGAUGAGGGGCAACUACGAGACGCUGGUGUCCCUGGACUACGCCAUCUCCAAGCCCGAGGUCCUCUCCCAGACCGAGCAGGGGAAGGAGCCGUGCAGCUGGCGUCGCGCCGCCCCCAAGGUUCCAGAUGUCCCUGUGGACCCGAGUCCAGGCUCAGGGCCCCCGGUUCCUGCCCCCGACCUCUUAAUGCAGAUCAAGCAGGAGGGCGAGCUCCAGCUCCAGGAGCAGCAGGCUCUGGGGGUAGAGGCCUGGGCAGCCGGGCAGCCAGACAUCGGGGAGGAGCCGUGGGGCCUCAGCCAGCUGGACUCCGGAGCAGGAGACGUCUCUGCCGAUGCCGCCUCUGGCGUCCACUCCAACUUUGCCACCACGAUCCCACCCACUUCCUGGCAGGCGGAUCUCCCUCCCCACCACCCUUCUUCAGCCUGCUCAGACGGGACCCUGAAGCUCAGCACGGCGGCCUCCACGGAAGAUGUAAAAAUUGUGAUAAAAACAGAAGUCCAGGAGGAGGAGGUGGUGGCCACACCAGUGCACCCCACUGACCUGGAGGCUCACGGGACCCUCUUCGGACCAGGCCAGGCCACGAGGUUCUUCCCCAGCCCUGCCCAGGAAGGAGCCUGGGCCGUCCGCGUGGCAGGAGAGCCGCCCCGGGAGACGUCGGGGCGGCGGUGGGGUCGGAGCCCGGAGCCGCAGAUUUCCCAGCCGCCGGACUGA